This is a messenger RNA of Fulvia fulva, 1305 nucleotides long. RefSeq lists its product as uncharacterized. NCBI's taxonomy places the organism in Eukaryota, Fungi, Ascomycota, Dothideomycetes, Mycosphaerellales, Mycosphaerellaceae. The record is from RefSeq and is a predicted model, not a curated record. The transcript is spliced from 3 exons. Bases 1 to 1305 code for a protein of 434 amino acids.
AUGGCGAGGAGUAAUUUGACCGGGGCUGGACCGCUCUGUGCAACGACAAACGUGACUGUCCAAGCUUCUCCAGGCAUUCCUAUCCCCGUCCCAGCCACCUUGCUUCAUGCAAGGCACGUUAGCCGCGAGCGUUGUUAUGAAGAAUGCUGGAAUGCGCGUGCUGCGCUUAAGAAACGAGUUGGCAACGAUCUUCGCGUUCUGCCUUCUUUGCACAACAUCAGAUUCUUCCAGUCACUACCGAUCACACCAGACUUGGAGGCACGAACAGAUAUGGGAGCUUUCGUGCGUGUUGCAGCCUUGUGCUGGGUUGCUGAGCUGGCUUUGGCGAAAGUGGUCACUGUCAGCGAAGGACUGUGCUCGACGAACUUGCCUGCGCCUACGUACGGAUGGGUUUCCACCAGCGGCACAACCAUCCCAUACACGUUUCCACCAACGUCUACACAGACUUCGUCGGCUAGCAUGUCGGCGAGCGUGCCUCAAGUGCCUUCGGACGAGCCUUCGAUCAGCGUGCCCGAAGUCUACCCUACAGCUUCGGAACCUUCGGUCGAGCCUUCGAUCAGCGUACCUGAAGUGUACCCUACAGCCUCGGAACCUCCGGUUUCGAUUUCAUCUGUCGUAGUCGUGCCAAUUCCAUCACCACCACCGUCUGAUUCUCCGCCCAUCAUCGACCCAAUCUACACAAGCACGUCUACAUCCAGCGUCCCACCGGUAGAGCUUCCAUCAGUCAUUCCAUCCAGCACAGAGAGCGCCGUCGAACCACCAAUCACCACUGCAGCUCCCGAACUCGAACCCGUACCAUCAGAGGAUCCCACCACCACAUCAACCACCAGCGAGUUCGUUUACAUCCCCGCCGUCUCCAGCAACCCACCCAUCGUCGCCCCACCCGCAGCGACCGGCGACGCCUGCGUCCAAACUGCACCAGAAGGAUCCACCAUCCAAUGCGACGCCGCCGACGGCCUGACCUACUGCUACCAAGGCAUCAACUACGGUCUCCAAUGCGGAGUCCAAUACGACCUCAUCCCCAUCAACGAAAUCUUCUUCACCUACACCGCUGAGGAAUGCCUUGACCAAUGCGUGGGCCGACCUGGGUGUGCAGGAGUUCAGUGGAACUUUGCCUUUAGCGAUUGCACGCUGUUCGAAGGUCUCUAUGGCGUGUCGGCGGAGCUCUCGCCUUAUAUAUGGUUCUUGUAUAAUAGGGAGUUUAUUGAGGAUACUUAUCUGCCGCAGCAGAUUUGUCCGUUCAAUGGGUGCACGGAGCAGCCGUUGAAGAGGGAGUUGGACGCGGGUGAGUCGUUGAUGAAGUGA